CUGGCCACAAUCAGAGGCAACACGACGCGGUCGAUCUUGCGCCGGACGCGUCGCUGCGGGUGGAUCACUCAGUACCGCGCCGAACGCGUGACAGCAACAAAACCAGGAGCACCUCCUCAGCCUGAUCGAACUCGACGCCCUCCGCGUCCAGGUUGACGGCCUCGGCGUACGAGCGGUCGAGCGGCGAGAAAAAGUGCUUCCGCGUCGCCUUGGGGCCGAGCCGGCUCUGGUGGUACACGCCGUCGCUCAGCUGUUGCGAGUGGUCCUCGACGUGGCUCGCGCUCGCGCCGUCCGAUUUCUCGUUGUCCAUGUCUCUGAGUCGGGAUCGGGAUCGGAGGGGGACCGCUGAACGAACGCGGACAGGGAUUGGACCUGGGAUUGGGACUGGGCCUCGGAUUCACACCCCUGCGUCAAUUCCCGUUUUAAAACAUAGCCGCCCAUCUCCCAUGUCAAGCGACCCGGGGCAGCUGACCAGGGAUGGAUUUGGGAUAGUCGCGGUUACGUUGGGGGCGUGGGCCCGGUACGUGGUCGAAAUCGGACAAGCGAGGCUCGUGAAAUGCGCGCGAGGUGUCAAAGCGCGCAUUUGGAAGUAUGCUCCCGUAGCGCAAUAUACCACCCAUCGUCGAUCCCUGUUCCUAGCCGAUGGUCGCAGUGAGGCAAAGGUUGACUGAUAGUGAUACAGUGGCGGUGCCGGGACCAUCACAUAACUAGAAUUUCGAUAACGGAUGAUGGACGCCCACGAACGGCUUCAUGGGACCGCGAUUCAAUUGGAGGGAUGACAUAGCCAGACGGAAAGGCCACACAC
This is a messenger RNA of Mycena citricolor, 805 nucleotides long. Lineage: Eukaryota; Fungi; Basidiomycota; Agaricomycetes; Agaricales; Mycenaceae. The record is from the annotation of a GenBank genome assembly.